Verticillium alfalfae VaMs.102 is the source of this 1194-nucleotide messenger RNA. Its product is annotated as carboxymethylenebutenolidase. Gene Ontology annotation, biological process: polyketide metabolic process. The coding region runs from base 1 to 1194 and encodes 397 amino acids. The transcript has 4 exons. The record is from RefSeq and is a predicted model, not a curated record. NCBI's taxonomy places the organism in Eukaryota, Fungi, Ascomycota, Sordariomycetes, Glomerellales, Plectosphaerellaceae.
AUGACGACCGCCGCCGGUGCCCAAGACGCGGCCUGGGCCGUAGCGAUCCACCGCCCGCUCACGCGCCGAGGCCACGGCCCCGGACUCAUCAUCUUGACGGAGGAAGGCCAUGGGGUUCCGAAGGACGGUGUGCUUGACCCCCCGCCCGCGCAGAAAUGGGCCGAAGAGGGAUAUGCGAUUGCCGCUGUCACGAUCGGUGCAGACGCGGAGACUGUAGAUCUGAAACAGGUUCUGCAAAAUGCGGCUGACGAGCUCGACGAGCUCGACGUCUGUGAUCAGAAAGGCCGCUGUGGUCUUAUCAUCUAUGCCGCUGCCUCAAGCCCGGUCCUGGCAAACCUCGCCAAGGAAGGUCCCAUCGCGAGCAUCGAAGCCGUGGUGUUCUUCGGGGCCGGCGCCGCCUACGGCCACGGUCCUGCGCUGGCGCACGUGGCUGGUCCGGGUGCCGGCCAGACGGCGAGCCUGGCAAACGGUGGGAAGCACUACCUGUACCCUUCGGCGAGGCCCUUUUUCGGGGUUCCCGCCCACGCUGAUUAUCACGCGGCCUCGGCUUCCCUCGCCCACACGCGAACGCUGUCCUUCCUCAAGCCCCUUUUCGGGGGGCCUUACUUCGACAUUGAAGCUGUAUGGGAGGAGCACACGCAAUUUGAAUUCGGCGAACGAAGCGUCGAAAAGACCAUGGCUACCAUGGUCGAACAGCCCUACGUCAACCACGUCCCGACGCUGACAGGAGGCGUCGGUCGUGAGCGUCUCACAGACUUCUACCGCCAUCACUUCAUUUUCAGCAACCCGGAGGACACGGAGCUCGAGCUCGUCAGCCGAACGGUGGGCAUUGACAGGGUGAUUGACGAGUUUGUCUUCAAAUGCACCCAUGAUAGGGUGAUUGACUGGCUGCUCCCCGGGGUGCCCCCGACGGGCAAGGCGCUGACGAUACCGUUCACCAGCGUCGUCAACGUGCGGGGCGACCGGCUUCACCACGAGCACAUUGCGUGGGACCAGGCGACGGCAUUGCGGCAGCUGGGACUGCUGCCAGAGUACCUGCCAUUCCCAUAUGCCAUUGAUGGCCAGACACCGGCAGAGGGUCGGCGGUUCGAGUACCGGGUGCCGGUAGCAGGGACAGAGACGGCGGCGAAGCUGGCGGACGAAGGGGCUGUCGAGUCCAACGCCAUGUUUGCAUACACCACGAGGGAGGUGUGA